Messenger RNA from Toxorhynchites rutilus septentrionalis, 505 nucleotides. Its product is annotated as isocitrate dehydrogenase [NAD] subunit gamma, mitochondrial-like. Gene Ontology annotation, cellular component: mitochondrion. Bases 1 to 357 code for a protein of 118 amino acids. Lineage: Eukaryota; Metazoa; Arthropoda; Insecta; Diptera; Culicidae. The record is from RefSeq and is a predicted model, not a curated record. Gene Ontology annotation, biological process: tricarboxylic acid cycle; isocitrate metabolic process. The transcript is spliced from 2 exons.
AUGGCAUGCAAUGUUUUGUGCGGAUUGGUCGGUGGGGCUGGUUUAUUCUCCGGUAGGAAUUAUGGUGAUCAUUACGCCGUUUUUGAGCCUGGCACCCGUAACACUGGCACGGCCAUCGCCGGCAAGAACGUAGCGAAUCCAAUCGCAAUGCUGAACGCGGCCGUUGAUAUGCUGUAUCAUCUUGGCCACCGGUAUCACGCCGAUUGCAUCUCGGACGCAAUCCACAAGACAAUCGAUGCCGACGGUAUUCACACUCAAGAUUUGGGUGGCCAAAACAGUAGCACGGAAGUCGUGCAGAGUGUGCUGCAGCAUCUGGCCGAAAAGAGAACCUAUUGGUCACUGCUUAGAGAAUUCUAAACCAAAAAUAUAAGACGGCAAAAUUGCACUCGCUUCCAAUUCCCGUCGCUGUAAAUAUGAUUGUCCGCGCGCUUUCUGGCACCACUGUUUCGGAAAAAGCACCGUGUUGUUGCACGCAACACCCCCAAAAUUAGCAACCCCCGUUUGA